Molecule: messenger RNA, 1300 nt
Organism: Mytilus trossulus (common blue mussel)
Lineage: Eukaryota; Metazoa; Mollusca; Bivalvia; Mytilida; Mytilidae
Exons: 4
Coding region: 363-695 (110 amino acids)
Source: RefSeq, a predicted model, not a curated record
AAAACUCGACGUAAUUAAUUCAAGACCAGUUUUCAUUGUAGCUGGGCGCGUGAAGUAACGUCACCGUUGGAAAUAGAAAUAAUUAAAUGCGUAGGAUAACAUUAGUUUAUAUACAUAAUUCAAAGAAGACAGUUUGACUUUUUAUUUAGUGAUUUUUUUACCGUUAAAUUUAUUUUUCUAAUUCACUGGUAUUUCUUUAUCAAAAAUUAAGUUUCGCCGAACUGCUUUAUUUUUGUUUCAAAAAAGAUAUUAGAAAAGUUAAAAACUUGCAUUUAAAAGAGAGGAACUAUUUUUUUUUUUUAAAUCCCGAACAAAGAAGAAGAUAACACUAUUUUGCCAUAACAGUUCGUUAAUACAAGGUAAUGAAACUAGCAGAAAUAAUAACAAUUUUCUCCGUCGUGUUUCUUGUCACCAUAGCAACAGGAAAUGGUGCUCCACAAUGGCGACCGCAGGGUAGAUUUGGAAAACGGUUAGACCAACGGUUCCCAUCGUCAUGGCAGCUUGGAAAUGGCGACAAAAGUAUAGACAUGUUUCCAGUGAUAGAAGAUCAACAAACACAACAAGAAAGUGCUUCAGAUGAACAAUCAAUUGAUUUACUGCAUAAAUUAUGUGUAGAAAGCACCAUACCUGGAUUAUAUAGAUGUUACAGACGAAAAAGAGAAGCAUUUCCAAGAGGACUAACAGAUGAAGAAUAGAAGCGAAAAAACAAAAAAAACAAAAAAAGAAUCAUAUUCAUUAAUAUUGAUAUCAAAAACAUUUUCGUGUAUAAAUCUUGAAAUUAUGCUUAGUUAAAAAGGUAAAAACAUAUCAAAAAAAUUAACAUGUAAAUUUGUAGAUAAUUACACUGUUGUCUUACAUUUAUGUCUAUUAUAAAGACUCACUUUCAAAUUAUGAAAAAAUUGUUUAAAGUCAGGUUACUCAAUACUCAUUCUAACUAUUUUUUGAUAAAUUCUUCUUAAUCAUGUUAAUGUCUGUUUUCCUAAAACAAGUAACUAUAUAUGUAAUUCUGGUUUAUCUCACAUAUAGUCUAUAUAUGGUGUAUGCACUUAUUAUGCAUGCAACUAAUUGUUCAUACAGUGAUGUGUGCCUAAAGAAUGAAUAUAUAUUAAAAGCAACAGUACAGACAUAAAAGUAUAAGAAUCAAAAAUGCUUUUAUUAUAGGUAAAAUAAUAAAACUGCAAGUUGUCAAUCUUGAUUCAAAUAAAUAAGGAACUAUUUUUGAAUUGAUAUAAAAUAAUAAUAUUUAUGCUGUAUGGUUACAUUGGAAUUAUUCUUUGGAAAUAAACUUCAAAUAACACAA